AUGCUCAGUGCUCGGGAUCGCCGGGACCGGCCCCCCGAAGAGGGGGCAGCUGCAGUGCUCCAGGGCUUCGCCGUGGACAAGACCUUCCUCUCCUCCCUCAAAGGCAUCUUGCUGGAAACUGAGCUGGCCCUGACCUUCAUCAUCUUCAUCUGCUUCACGGCCUCCAUCUCCGCCUACAUGGCUGCAGCACUACUUGAGUUCUUCAUCACACUCGCUUUCCUCUUCCUCUAUGCCACCCAGUACUAUCAGCGCUUCGAUCGGCUGAACUGGCCCUGUCUGGACUUCCUCCGCUGUGUCAGUGCCAUCAUCAUCUUCCUGGUGGUCUCCUUUGCGGCUGUGACCUCCCGGGAUGGAGCUGCCAUUGCUGCUUUUGUUUUUGGCAUCAUCCUGGUUUCCGUCUUUGCCUAUGAUGCCUUCAAGAUCUACCGGACUGAGAUGGCACCCAGGACCACCCAGGAUGACCAGCAGUGA
Messenger RNA from Puma concolor (puma), 471 nucleotides. RefSeq names its product CKLF like MARVEL transmembrane domain containing 5 (gene CMTM5). NCBI's taxonomy places the organism in Eukaryota, Metazoa, Chordata, Mammalia, Carnivora, Felidae. The record is from RefSeq and is a predicted model, not a curated record. Gene Ontology annotation, cellular component: membrane.